AUGAGAGUCUGUGAAAUCUGCAACAACGAAGUUGAUAAGAGUCAAAUUUGCAUUAAAUGUAAAGAUGGGUGCAAGAGGUGUUUCAUCAAAAAUGAUGUUACAAAAGAGAUGUCAGGUGUUGAGUGCGAAGAUGGGUUUGCAUUGAGGAAUGAAAAGUGUCUUAAAAUAGAAAACCGUGAGUUUUGUCUUGAUGAGUUGCACAAUGUUGGCUGUGAGUCGUGCGCCAACUACUACUCGACUGUUGAAAUUAGCGAAAAGUGCUCACCGAAUAUCAGAAACAUGACUUGCUCAUUCUACAACGAAAACGGAGAGUACGACGAAAGUGACGUCAAUUGCCAAGAGGGUGAAUACCAGAAAGGCCACUGUCUGUCUUGUCAACGUGGAUUCGCUCUAAACUUGUCAAAUCCACCAGUUUGUACAGAGUGUGGGUGCAGAGAGUGCAACAAAAUCAACGAAUGCAAAAUAUGUAUCAACGAGUCAAACAACAACAUUGGAAUUUGCACAAGUGACUGCAACUGCAUUUCAUCAACAAACAACACUUGUUUGAAAUGCACAGACAGUCAUCACAUAACAAAGGGGAAGUGUGAAACGUGUGAUCAGAAUUGUGUGUCGUGUUCAAGUGACAGUGAAAAGUGUUUGAAAUGUGAAGACAACUUUGUGCUUGUGAAUGACAAGUGUGUUUCGUUUAAAGAGAUAAAUUGUAUCACCAAAAACGAUGUUUCUGGUCGUUGUGAGAUGUGUUAA
Entamoeba invadens IP1 is the source of this 744-nucleotide messenger RNA. RefSeq lists its product as hypothetical. The transcript is spliced from 2 exons. NCBI's taxonomy places the organism in Eukaryota, Evosea, Mastigamoebida, Endamoebidae. The record is from RefSeq and is a predicted model, not a curated record. The coding region runs from base 1 to 744 and encodes 247 amino acids.